GGACAUACCAAAAAUCUUUCAGAAUUUCUAGAACUAGGACCAAAAACGGGAGGCACGGAUAAAAUAUUCAUGACUUUCUCGGCGGGAGAAUGUUGACUCGAAAAAAUCUAGUCAACAUCAUCGUCACGAAGAUCUUCUUUUUUUCUCACGCAUAUAUCCAUCGUCGAUAUCAGGCAGCUGCCGUCGCUGCCGGUUUCUUUAACUGUCGUUUUCUCGUUCUGAGGGUUGUGUUACUGCUCCUGUUGUUGUUAGGUUGGACCAAGUCGAAUGGAGAGGGCUUGGUCGUCCGGUUGAUACCACGCGCUAUCCUUUUUUUUAAAGAAAAAUCUGUUGUUUUGUGUUCGUUACCCCCCGCUCUUGUUGUUGAUGGCGAUGAGGUUAGAUGUGCAGUACGCGCUAUGCGGGGCGCGGAUUGUGCAGGGGAAAUGUGGGAGAUGGGGGGGAGAUGUGAUGAUAAAGACCUGGAUUUGAGGUCGUGUGUUUGUAGUUCCGAGAUACCGUGAUAUGAACACUGGUUACGUUUUAAGUUGAAUA
Annulohypoxylon maeteangense is the source of this 534-nucleotide messenger RNA. RefSeq lists its product as uncharacterized. NCBI's taxonomy places the organism in Eukaryota, Fungi, Ascomycota, Sordariomycetes, Xylariales, Hypoxylaceae. The transcript has a single exon. The record is from RefSeq and is a predicted model, not a curated record. Bases 90 to 503 code for a protein of 137 amino acids.